CACGGUUUAAAGUUCGUCAUAUCGAGUUCAACUGAACACAAGGAUAAUCGAUCUUUGAUCAUACAAAACCCCUCGCUUAAUGAUGAUUGGAAAUUCAAGCUGGGGACUACUAAACAAGACCUUUUCAUCCGACGCGGAACAUGCAGCAGCUCAAAGCACCACUGACCAAGAUUGCGUUCCAAGAAAUGGCCAGGCCGAAAAAGCUUGGAAAGCCAUAGCUUACUCCUUGAUUCUCGUGGUUUCCUUCGUCGGGAAUGUCCUGGUUUUAUUAAUCUUCUACAAAAACAGACAGCUGCGAAGGUCACCCAUCAACUUCUUCGUCUUUAACAUGGCCUUUUCCGAUCUAUUUAACCCUUUCACCAUCAUGCCUAUCACAGUCGUUCAGAUAAUCUCAGGAUCUGACUCCUGGAAAGUUUCCAAUCCAUGGCUACUCGGAAAUAUUUUGUGCAAACUUUGCUACUUUCUUCCAGAUGUUUCGUUAAUAGUCUCUAUCCAGACCCUUCUAUUGAUCUCAUUUGACAGGCUCUUAGCUGUAGUCUUUCCGUUUAAAGCCAGUCUCAUCUCCCCAAAGGUAAGAUUGACUGCCAUCUCGUGCACAUGGCUUAUCGCGUCUGCUCUUCAUGCACCUUAUUUUUACACUUUUCAAUUGUUCUCCGACCAAAACGAAGCAUAUUGCAAACAGCUUUGGGAACCUACAAUAGCAGAUCACCUAGAGACACACAAGAAGUUUGUCACAGCAACAUAUAUCAUUUUCUUUUUAGUGCCUUUCUGCCUCUUGGUCUUUGUGUACGGCAUCAUCGCGUGGACUUUAAGUAAUAACAACAAAAGAAGACAAAGGGAAUUAUCUUGCAUACAACGCCAACGGGAUCAGAAGCUCCGUAAAACUAUCCGAAUGUCAGCAGCUAUAAUAAUUGCUUUUUUUAUUUGCACGACCCCACUUUUUGUUUACAUGUUCACCAUGAUUUUUAUUUGGAACUGGACUGACGACCUGCAAGCGUGCUCAUUUCACACGUGGAUUCCAUUCUUUUCUUUCUUUAUGGUUCAUGCUUGGAGUGCUGUAAAUCCAUGCAUUUGUUUGAUUUGUAUUAACGUCUAUCGGAGCAGCCUUGUGCGAAUUUUACCAUUUAGCUCCAAUGUCGUCCAUGUAACUGCUACUCGAUAAGUAAUGUUAUGUUCCUGAGAACGCUGAAUCGAGUAAAACAUCUUCGCUAUUUUCUAAGCGUUAAUCCCAACAAAAUUAAUAUCAUACAUUAAAAACCGACAUUAAUAAACAAAAAUAUCAUGGAGUAAAGAUAGAAAAAAUAGAAUAAAGGUAAGAUAAAGGAAAUAGAGAAAAACUUUUGGCAGUUAUCAGAACGUUGAUCCUAACAAAAUUAAGUUUACACUAAAAAAAAAACAGAUAUCCGUAAACGAAAAUAUAAACAACCGAAAGAAUAGACUCAAUUUGCUGUUAAACAUCAUUAACAUACGAAGAACUCAACAACGACCAGUUGUAUUUGAGUAGAAUACAAAGAGCUAUCUUUUCAAUAACAGUGUACACGACAUCUUAUCGGAGAUAAAGUGGAAAUCUUUACGUUCUUAA
Messenger RNA from Pocillopora damicornis (cauliflower coral), 1582 nucleotides. Its product is annotated as growth hormone secretagogue receptor type 1-like. Gene Ontology annotation, molecular function: G protein-coupled receptor activity. Lineage: Eukaryota; Metazoa; Cnidaria; Anthozoa; Scleractinia; Pocilloporidae. The record is from RefSeq and is a predicted model, not a curated record. Gene Ontology annotation, cellular component: membrane. Gene Ontology annotation, biological process: G protein-coupled receptor signaling pathway.